CAGGUAAAGAAGAGGCUAUGGGAGAUGGUCAAAUGUCCGAUUUGAAGCCAUUCUCGGUGAAGGAUGAGGUUGCCCUCACAAGGAAGAGGGAGAAUACUGACCAGAUGAACCUAGAAAACCGGAAGAAACAGAAAGUGAAGGAGCCAAACCAAAAACAUCAGGGAAGAUGUGGGAAAGACCAGCAGUGCCUGAAGGAAGAAAGUACAUUCUCCAUUUCAGAAGAUAUCAGAUCUGCACAGACCGCCAAGCCUGUGAAGACGCAUAACAGUGAAAAGCUUUGCAAGGAAAAAGGCCAGGUUCCGAGGCUACAAGGCCCUGGGGACGAGAGGAAGAUGGCCCUUGGUGAUCUCCAGGUGUCCUCUGAGGAUGGGGCACUGCAGGCUGUGCCCAGCGGCCAGGAUGGUGGGAAGGCUGUGUGGCCCAGCACCCUGGGAGAGGGAGACAAGGAGCAAGUGGGCGCAAGCCAGGGAAAGGAUGGGGUGAAAGUGAAAAGCAAACAGAAAAAAAAAAAGGAGAACAUAUCGGAAGAGCAAAGGCGGGAAGGGCUUAAGGAGAAAGGUGCUGGGAGACAGACCAAGGCUUCGAAGCUGGAGGAGGGCAGCGGGGACUGGAGGGGUGCAUGUGGCCACAGAAGGAGGGCGCCUGCGGAGAGGGGGCGCGGGUCCAGCAGGGAGGCGGUGCAUGGAGGCGAUGGGGACGCGGGAGCCGAGAGCCGCAGGGAAGAUGCCGAGAGCCGCAGGGAAGACGCGCAGACGGAGGCGGAGGGAACGUCCACGACGGAGCAGCUAGCCUACACCGAAAAGGUGGGAGAGUUGGUGGGGAGGAAGCAGCUACGAGGGAAUAUCGAGGAGGGGAAAGACAUGUGGGCUGGAGAAACUAAGAAAGAAGAAAAUGAAAAAUGUGAUGCUGGUAACGAGUCCGCAUCAGAGACUGUGGUUUCCAGAAAAGUCAAAAAAAGGAAGAAGGACAACGUGGGCGGAGCAGGGGCUCCGGAAGCAAAGGAACAGAGACAAGGGGAUGGGGAGCUGGGGAGGGAUGGGCGCGCGGAGAGGGCCAUCAGGUGUGGACUGGGCCACCCCGGGAAGGACGUACGGUGGGAGAAGCGACGGAGAGAGGAGAUAAGUCGGUGUGGCCUGGAGCAGGGCAGAGGCCAAGAGGAGGAGCCGGUCGGUGCAACGUCCCGAGGGAGAGACAGGAAAAGGGACCACGAGGCCACCAAAGGGCCGGAGGAGGAGGGAGAAGGCAGGUGGAGAUGGUGGGAAGAGGAGAAGGAGAGCCCAGGUGGCGUGAAGUGGACGCAGCUGGAGCACAGAGGCCCAUGGUUCGCACCCCCGUAUGAGCCGCUUCCUGAGGGAGUUUGCUUCUACUACGAUGGGAAGCCCAUGGAGUUGAGCUUAGCAGCUGAGGAGGUUGCCACGUUUUAUGGGAAAAUGCUGGAUCACGAAUAUACAACAAAAGAAGUUUUCCAAAACAACUUCUUUAGCGACUGGCGGAAGGAAAUGACAGCAGAAGAGAGGGAAGUAAUCAAGCACCUGGACAAGUGUGACUUCACGGAAAUCCACAGAUACUUUGUGGACAAGACCGCCGCCCGGAAGGCCCUGCCCAAGGAGGGGAAGCAGAAGCUCAAAGAAGAGGCGAAAAAACUUCAGCAAGAGUUUGGCUACUGUAUCUUAGACGGGCACCGAGAGAAGGUCGGCAAUUUCAAGACCGAGCCCCCUGGGUUGUUCCGGGGCCGCGGCGACCACCCCAAGAUGGGGAUGCUGAAGAGGAGGGUCCUGCCGGAGGACGUGACCAUCAACUGCGGCAGGGACUCCGAAGUACCCGAGCCUCCGGUAGGUCACCGGUGGAAGGAGGUGCGGUGCGACCGCACGGUCACGUGGCUGGCGGCGUGGACAGAGAACGUGCAGAACUCCGUCAAGUACAUCAUGUUGAACCCCAGCUCCAAGCUGAAGGGGGAGAGAGACCGGGAGAAGUAUGAAGUGGCUCGGCGCUUGAAAGGAGUUGUGGGCGAGAUCCGUUCUCAGUACCGGGCCGACUGGAAGUCCCAAGAAAUGAAGGCGAGACAACGCGCCGUGGCCCUUUAUUUCAUUGACAAGCUGGCGCUGCGAGCCGGGCAUGAGAAGGAGGAGGGCGAGACGGCUGACACGGUGGGCUGCUGCUCCCUGCGCGUGGAACACGUCCAGCUGCACCCAGAGGCCGAUGGCUGCCCGUACGUCGUGGAAUUCGACUUCCUGGGAAAGGACUCGAUCCGCUACUACAACAAAGUGCCGGUGGAGAAGCUGGUGUACGAGAAUCUGCAGAUGUUCAUGGAGAACAAAGGCCCUGGGGAUGAUCUUUUUGACAGACUGACCACCGCCAGUCUGAACAAGCACCUGCAGGACCUGAUGGAUGGCCUGACGGCCAAGGUGUUCCGGACCUGCAACGCCAGCCUCACCCUGCAGGGCCAGCUGAGAGCGCUGACCAGAGCUGAAGACAGCGUCGCCGCUAAGAUUCUGUCUUACAACCGAGCAAAUCGGGCCGUUGCCGUUCUCUGCAACCAUCAGCGGGCGACUCCCAAGACCUUCGAGAAGUCGAUGCAGACGCUUCGGUCGAAGAUUGAGGCGAAGAAGAAGCAGGUGGCCGAGGCCAAGGCAGAGCUGAAGAAGGCAAGGGCCGAGCACAAAUGCAGAGGGGACGGCAGGUCCAAGAGCUUCCUGGAGAAGAGGGGACGGCUGCUGGAGAGACUGGAGGAGCAGCUCGGGAGACUGAGCACGCAGGCCACAGACAAAGAGGAGAGCAAGCAGGUGGCCCUGGGCACGUCCAAGCUCAACUACCUGGACCCCCGGAUCAGUGUUGCCUGGUGUAAGAGGUUUGGGGUGCCCGUGGAGAAGAUCUACAACAAGACACAGAGGGAGAAGUUCGCCUGGGCUCUCGACAUGGCAGGCGAAGACUUUGAAUUCUGAAUGAACGUCUCUGUGCCUCGUCGGAACUUAUUUUUUUUCACCAUUAAAGCAGAUUGGGGAAUUUUGUACAAAGUAGUGUCUUUUGUGUCAUCACACAGAAGGUGGCUGAUGCCCGGCCAGGUGCUUUCAAGUGUCCCCUCCCCCAUCAGGUGUCCCCUGGCCUGGCUGGGAGCUGGCGUGGCUGCGUGCCUGGUCCCAGGCCCUGACUUGGGGAGGGCCCGACUGUCCCGUGAGAGGCCUAUGCCUCCCCACUCCCAAACUCUGCCCCAGCACCAGGCAGGGACCCCCUCAGAGACGCUGCACCUGUUACCUCAACAGAUGGGACGGCGGGGCCCUGAGUGCCCAUUGAGCCUGUCUCUCCCUGGUGGGCGGGCGGAGUCCACGUGUCCCCGAGAGAGCAGCUGGCAGCACGUGGGGCUGUCCUGAGUUCCAGGCCAGCAGGAGCUGUGGUGUCUGUGCCCUCAGGCCACCUGGUGCGGCGCACAGGCCCUCAGGCUGGUUUCGGAGUCACAGGGAAAGAUCUCGGGUGGGUAUGUGGCACCCAGUGGCCAGGGACAUAUGGGCGUGGCUGAGGAUGGAUGGGAGCGUCACUGAUGUGGGGUGGGAGGGACAUCCCUGCC
This is a messenger RNA of Delphinapterus leucas (beluga whale), 3562 nucleotides long. The record is from RefSeq and is a predicted model, not a curated record. NCBI's taxonomy places the organism in Eukaryota, Metazoa, Chordata, Mammalia, Artiodactyla, Monodontidae.